Molecule: messenger RNA, 17870 nt
Organism: Paramuricea clavata
Lineage: Eukaryota; Metazoa; Cnidaria; Anthozoa; Malacalcyonacea; Plexauridae
Source: the annotation of a GenBank genome assembly
AUGGUUGAUCUGCCAAUCAUGGGGAUAGAUGAUUCGAUUAAUGUUGAAGAUUUUGAAGAGUUUUUGCAAGAUGAAAUCUUUGUAGAUUAUUUCAACACUUUUUUAUCACUACCGGUAAGAAUUACAUUGUUGUUUUAAACCCUGUUUUAAACCGUUAUUAAUCUAGCUUACACAAUAAAGUGUUCUUUUUCUUUGGUAUUAAACGAGCAAUAAUACAAGUUGUUUUUUCAGUCAUAUACCUGGUUGGCGCGUACUUAGCGCUUUUUGCAUUCGCAUGAGAUGCAGAAAGAUUCAGUCUCCUUUGUUGGCGAAUUCGAGCACAGCCGUAACGAAUUCCCAUCUGUAAACAAAUGCCGGAAUCAGACAAACUUACGUAUGGUUCUGAAUUUGUUAUUUUUUUUUAUCUUUCCAGAUUUUCCCACGACGGUUCCUGUAUCGACCACGACGUCAGAAAUUCGAUGUUGAUCCACCUUUUAAAAAUUUUCAAGUAAGUCGCGAUAUGUCAGUAAACUAAACUAUAUUGAUGCUAUAGAUAGCCCAAUCAUUUCUCAACUGUUAUCACCAUUGCAGAGGUCGAGCGAGGGCCAUCCCGUAUCUGUCUACUGUUAAUACAGGGGAAACCGGAGUAUCCAAAGAAGACUUGCGGUUUGGUAGAGCACUCUUCCCAUAAUCUUUCAUUGGUAGGGAUGAAACUACCUGAAAAAAUAUAUUAAAAGCUCAUCAUGUAUGCACUGUUUGUUACUGAGCUACUCUGUAAAGUAAAGUAAAGUAAAGUAAAGUAAAGUAAAGCUAAAUGAAUAUUGAGAGGUGUUUCACUAUGUUCCAUCGUAUUAUUUAGAUAGACAAAAAUAUUUUGUCAGCGUGGAUUUCAACCGAACGUUUACCAUUGUUUUGGAAGACAGAUUUAUUCCUGGAUUACAUGUUAUGUAAACUGUUGAUUUCGCCUCCUGAAAGUGAAGUAAAAACGCAAGGUAAAGUUUUCUAAUUUUAAUUUUUUUAACUGAUAUUUGUACAGUAUGACUAUAAAGCCGGUUUUCAACUAGGCGGAAUUUUGCGCGCGGAGCGGAAUUCUUCUUUGUUUAAUUGUUUCUAAUUAUGUCACGAACGAUCAUUGCUUACUUAGAUGCUUUCAACAUUUUUCAGUAUCACAAAUGGUAGAUGAAAAAACGCUUCGAAAACACAUCGGGAAUUUAAUUGGCAUGCAGAACUUUCGCUACUACACCAAAGGAACGAUGGGCGAAUGCAUUCUAAACUUCUGGCGCGAAGCUGAACAAUUCCGUCGUCACACAAGACCAGAAUUACGCCGUUUCGUCUUUCGGGAGAUACAGUUCAAAUACCUAACCAAUGGUGCAGCUUAUGAAGUGCCAGAUGCCAUAAAAUGGCGCGUAUAUGGUGACGAAUCAGCGGGGAAACUUUUGAAAAAGAUUUCCAAAAAUGUGUCUAUUUUUUCGGAGAAUAUUUUCGUAGCAGCUCAAGGUUUGGUGGUCGAGAAUUUGUUUAAGUAUUGGGUACCGAAGUACAUACUACACAGAUGUAGAGAAAUGGUAACAACCUUUCAACAGCGACGAUUGAGUCGAGCCGUCGUGGCUAGACAUUUGAAAGAGAUUGUUAAGGUUAAUCCAAUGGAUACCGUCCAAGAAGACCUUGAGAAUGACACAGAGAAAGGUGGGAAAUAAAAUUGUAGAAGGAUGGGAAUUUCGAGUACAUUUAUUAGAUCUAAUCAGGAGAGGUUACAGACCCUAUAACAACAUGUUCUACUUAAUGUUAAUGUCGUUAAGGUGUGCUUGAAUUUAUCGAAGAAGACGACGAAUACGAGAAAGAAAAGAAUGCAUUCUUUGAAACAAACCGUGUUUCUUCGACCGAGAGUGACAAUCGUGAUGCUGAAAGAGCGAGCAGGAAUGGCAGUCCUUUCUUACCUGAGAUUAAACGAAGUAGUACGUUAGUUUUGGCAAGUAGGGAUUUGAAGGUAAUGUUAGUUAAUUAACACAUGAAGACCUUUGACUCCAUUACGGACUGCGCACCAAAUGCCACCAAUGACCUCUCGCUCUUUUACUUUAGUCUGUACAGUAUAAGGGUUGAUCUUAAUAUGCAAACAGUGAACAACUUUAGAAACAGAGACGUAGCCACUUGGUGGAGAUGAAUCCCCUUCCCUUCCCCCCGCUUUUCUUCAGAACCAAUGUUGUAAUUCUUCCAAAGCUGAGGAGACAUAAUCUUCCAAAGCUGAGGAGACAUUUUCAUCUAUGACAUAAAAUAUGCCAAAUCUGUGGCUUUCAGAAUAUCACAAACUGUGUUUAAGAUACAUGCAUGCAUAGCCUUUUGUAGACCCUAAAAAAAUAGGAAACUUUUCUGGGGGACCAUGCCCUCCCCACUAGUUCUGUGUAUUCGACGAUUGGGCUGCCACUCCUUUAGGGAUGGCUACGCUUCUAAAUCUCUUUGCUUUAUUUAUUGCUCAUUACUUUCAUUAUGUAUUCAUUCUUGUAACUGCAGAAUGAGCAGUACUUGUUGUAUGAUACUGCUUCGCGUAUUAACCGCUUCUUUGCACGUACCAAAUCAUAAUUUAAAAAAAAUUUACACUCUAGGAUCAUGGAAGGAGUGAAAGCUUAAAAUUGCCCUCCCUGUCUCCCCAAUCAAAUAUCUCAGAAGCGAACGAUGAUGAAAAUUCUGUUCCGAACGAAAGAUUUCAUAGAAAACAGACGCGGCAGUUUGAUAUUAAAGAAUUUCUGAAACUUUCCACGCCAUUUGCUAUGACCAAGAACGGUGAAACAGCGAAAAUUAAAACAGAUACGCAUUUGAAAAAGCAUGUCAAAGGUAAGGGUUUAAAGGUUUUCAGGUAAUUCCUUGGGGUUUAGGAUUGCAUGAGGCUUUACUUUUCUUCUUCUAUUAUUUGCAUACACGCGCGUAAAAUCUCACUGCUUGUAGCAGGUCUGCCAACAAGUCGUCAACAAGUUGUGUUCGCACCCCCAAGUUGUCGACAAGUUUGGAACAAGCUGUGAACAACUUGUAACAAUCUUGUUGAUGAUAUUUGCUGUGUUGGUGUAAUGUACUCAGGUGAAUAAGAUGCUUGUGUGAUGUUACUCUGAGUGUAUAUCCACACCGGGCAGGCUGGCCCAAAGGUCGUAGGUUCGAUUCCCACCGUGGCCAGGCAUAUAUUUCAAACCUGCCCGGUGUGGAUAUACACUCAGAGUAACAUCACACAGGAAUCUUGUUGAUAUUGUCAGACUUGUUGCAAGUUGUUUCAACAAGUCCGAUACAGUCAUGAUACAACAAUAUUGUUACAAUCUUGUGUCGUCAACCUUGUAACAUUCUUGUUAUAUCAUGACUGUAUCAAACUUGUUAGAACAACCUUGUAACAAGUCUGAUAACACCAUCAAGCUUGUUACAACUUGUUAACAGCUUGUUCCAAACUUGUUACAACAACUAAGAACGAGCAGUGGGAACACAAUUUGUCAACAGCUUGUGAACAGAUUUGUAACAACUUGUUUGCAGACCGGUAACAAUUUGUGCAACGGAGUGCGCACUCCGCCUUUUUACAAUGCCCGUUUUUACGUGUGUAGGCUGGCAGCGCGUGUGGCAAUUAGAUGUAAUAAGAUGUGUUAAUUUAAUUGCACUGAUUGUGCCCUGUUGUUAUCAUCUUGUAACAAGGUUGACGAAGCCAACAGACUCGUAACAAGUUGUUUCAACAAGUCUGAUAUCCUCUGCACGUAACAAGUUGUUAACACAUUGAUGCAUGACAACAAGCUCGUAGUAACUUAUUACGAACAGCCUGUGUUAAUCUUAAUUGUUGGAAUAACUUGUAGCAAAUCAACCUUGUAACAAGGAGAUAAAGUCUGGUUCACACUAGCAAUUUUGUCGGCGAUUUUGUGUUUCUGACGGAUGCAAAUGAGUGAACUCGCACACGAAAGUAUAGACUGAGUCGCUUUUCAGAGGUAAACAGUUCUAAGUCUUUUGCAUGUCAUUCAUUCGAUCACAUUUGCCAGGAGGAGAAAAAUCGCCCACAGAAUAGACAACUUGCAACAGCAUGUUACACUAAUUUUUGAUUUAGAAAAAAAAAAUGUGAAUUCCCGUAAAGAACUUAUCAAAAUCAGUAAAAUUGCAAAAUUUGGUUACGAAAUGUUGUAAAAUACAGAAAAUAUAGCCUUGCGAAGUUUGCAUAUUUUCAGUAUAUUUGUAUUACGUGCGGUAAAUGGUAACAAUUUCCGCACGUAAUACAAAUAUACUGAAAAUAUGCAAACUUCGCAAGGCUAUAUUUUCUGUAUUUUACACUAACAUUUCGAAACCAAAUUUUGUAAUUUUACUAAUUUCAUUACGUUCUUUUUAACUGUUGUGUUUGAUUCCCUUCUCUUUACUUAGAUUAAAAUUUAGUCUAACAUGCAAGUUGUCCAUUGCUAAUGUUCCAGACUUGUCGCAACAACUGGGACAGUAACUUUGUUACAACUUGUUUACAGAUCUGUAACAAAUUGCGCGUUUCCACGUUCAUCCCGCACACAUUUUCAUAUUUAGAUACCCCUGCCUUAGGCGAAGGUACUGCAAUACUGGACAAGAUCUCAGCGACCAGUCUUGUGCAGAUAAUCAAACCGAACUACCACGAGGAAAUACCCAAGACACCAUUGAGUGCUUAUCAUACGACAUCUGCCAUAUGGAGCUCAGAAGAAAGUAAGCUACAUUUUUUCAUUCUGUCAUUAUAGUAAGCUUAAUUUACUAAACGUAUUUGUAUAGCUAAUGAGUAAUGGACCAAUCCCCAAUUAAUUUCUGUGCGUAAUACCAAAUGACUGAAAAUUGCAAACUUCGCAAGGCUAUAUAAUCCGCAUUUUACAACAUUUUGCAACGAACCUUUGGAAUAUUACUAAUUUUGUGAUGCUCUUUCAAGCUGUGAUGAAAUUUUUGUUUAGGCUAAUUAAGAUCAAAAUUUUGGAAAAGUGGUAACCAUUUCCCGUUUGUAAUCUAAAUGACUGAAAAUUGCAAAUUUCGCAAGGCUAUAUUAUCCGCAUUUUACAACAUUUCGCAACGAAUUGAAACUUUGGAAUAUUACUAAUUUUGUGAUGCUCUUUCAUUCAAUGAUGAAAUUUUGUCUAGACUUGUAGAGAUCGAAAUUUUGGUUAAUUGGGGAAUGAUCCAUUUUGGAUAUGUUGCAUCAUAGUGCUCGUGCAAGGAAGCAAAAAACUUUGAAAAUCUUAUGUUUUGUCAUAUGUGUUGAAGAUUACCACUGAUACAAACGCAGUUUUUAAUCCAGUCCCACCUCGGCAAUCUGACGUCCGUGUUGACAAAAUUAAAAUUAUAAAAAUCAUAUUAAAAUUAUGUACUAUUUAAAACACGAGCAGGAGCGCUUUAUCAGAUAUAAAAAAGGGCGACAGCCGAGUGUUUUAUAUCUAAUAAAGCACGGACUGCGAGUAUUUUAAAAAUGGCUUAAAAACGACCCAUCUUAUGAGUUCAUUACGUUCUCGAAGCCGAGAGAACGAACCAAAGCUUUAUGUAAAAUGACAUGAUUUUAUCACAUAUAAAACCACGGUAGUGAUUUCCUUUGUCUUUUUUCUUCAUGAAUUAUUAUGAGUUUUUUAAUAUUAUUAAUAUUAUUGAAUUUAUUAAUAUUAUUAAUAUCAAUGUUAUUAAUGAUGCUUGUGAUGUUACUCUGAGUAUAUAUCCACACUGGGCAAGCUUGAAAAAUAUGCCUGGCCACGGCGAAAUCAUGAUUACUAGAUUACAUUGAUAUCGAAGGAACUAGAUUCUGUUCCGAAAUAUCACGUACUCGAACCGACCUGACCGCGUAGCUCAGUUGGCAGAACAUUGGGCUAGUAUUCCAAAGGUCGUAGGUUCGAUUCCCACCUUGGCCAGGCAUAUUUUUCAAGCUUGCCCAGUGUGGAUAUACACUCAGAGUAACAUCACAUGCAUCAUAUUGACCUGAGUACACCAACACAGGAAAAAAAUAAUGUUAUUAAUAUUAGUAAUAUUCAUGAUAUUAUUAAUAUUAUUAACAUUAUCAUUAUAUUAUUAUUCAUAUUAUUAAUAUCUCUGGGAACGUCAAAGCCUAUGGUCUUUUUAAUCUUUUUCAAAUGCUUUAAUUUUAAUGUUUCAUUCACUUUCACCCAGUAAAAUCGAAAGAUGACCAUGGCCUGUUCCUACCAUCAAUUACAGCAGAUCGUUUGGCCGGAGGUCCGUUCAAAACUUACCUAAAAUCCAUCAACAACCUUUGCUGCUUGGCACAUCUUCAGUUUUGGGAGGAUGUUCAAGCAUACAUAGCGAUGACUACCUCUAGUGUGGUCGAUUUGAAGUUUAGACUGGGCAGAAAUCUUAUAGUGACGUAUUUACAGCGUGGCAGCAUCAGAGAAGUGAAAUUGGACUGGAGACUAAGGGAGCGACUUUGUUAUUUAUUGCGAAGAGGACAGGUUGAUAUGAUUCUGUCGAAAAUUGCUGAUGGGUUAUUAGAAGUAAGAGACUAUACUCUAUGAUGCUAUUUAACCCAUUAAGUGCAGGCAUGCGUCCUCAUGCGCCCUACCCUACUUGAUGGCAUUAUCAGACUUGUUACAAGAUCAUUCUAACAAGUCUGAUACAGUCAUGAUAUAACAAGAAUGUUAUCAGGUUGAUGACACAAGGUUCCAAACCUGUUGACAACUUGGGACAAGCAGUGCGACCACAACUUGUUGACGACUUGUUGAUAGACUUGCUAUACAGGAUGUGAGAUUUUUGCAUGUGAUACGCUUGAUAUAUUUGUUUGGGAGCGUUGUCUUCCUGCUGUCAUAAACGCGAAAGGUUAGUUUUCUGACCUCAGAAUCACGGCAUUUCGUCAAAUUUUUUCCCUCAAGAUUGGUUUAGAAACAAACCUGGAGUAGGUUUAGGAUUAGGGUAGGGUUAGAGUUGGUUUUUGGAAUAGGGUUAGUGUUAGUAAAACCGUUGCUUUGUUACGUUUUGUCACUCUCAGGCCAGCGAAAUAACCUCUAAUUCCAUCAUAAACUGUCAUUCAACUGGACGCAACGUUUAAAAUUUUUCGUACAUGGAAACAUGAACUUGUCAUUUAUGAUUAGCUCUUUGGACCUGGACUUUGCAGGUUUUGUGGUCAGAUUGCACAUCAGAAUCCCAGGGCUACAGGUUUCACUUUUACCGGGAGAGGGCCCUUACAGAAUGCUUGUAUAGUUGAACUUUCCCUAACUGCUCCCGGUGAGAUCGUGUCUAAAACUGGAAUAACUUGACUCAAUUUAUUUUAAAUUUAGGUAUUACUUGAGCCAUGGCAAAGCUUUGUUCAAGCUGAUAAAGAAAACUUGAAAAACGUCGUGGUAAGUCAUCAAAGGCUACUGUGGGUUUUCAAAUUGUAUCAAGUGUAUCAAAUUUCACUAUACUUUUAGCCACGGAGGUCUGUGGCUAAAAAGUAUAUCAGAUUUCAGUACACUAUUUAGCCACAGAGGUCUGCGGAAAAAGUGUAUCAACUUUCACUAUACUUUUAGCCACGGCAUCUGUGGCCAAAAAGUAUUUCAGUACACUUUUUAGCCACAGAAGUCUGUGGAAAAAGUAUAUCAAAUUUCACUAUACUUUUAGCCACGGAGGUCUGUGGCUAAAAAGUAUACCAGAUUUCAGUACACUAUUUAGCCACAGAAGUUUGUGGAAAAAGUGUAUUAAAUUUCAUUAUACUUUUAGCCACGGAGGUCUGUGGCUAAAAAGUGUACCAGAUUUCAGUACACUUUUUAGCCACAGAGGUCUGUGGCUAAAAAGUGCAUCAAAUUUCACUAUACUUUUAGCCACGGACGUCUGUGGCUAAAAAGUAUACCAGAUUUCAGUACACUAUUUAGCCACAGAGGUCUGUGCAAAAAGUGUAUCAAAUUUCACUAUACUUUUAGCCACGGCAUCUGUUGCCAAAAAGUAUUUCAGUAUACGUUUUAGCCAUGGAGGUCUGUGGCUAAAAAGUAUAUCAAAUUUCACUAUACUUUUAGCCACGGAGGUCUGUGGCUAAAACGUAUACCAGACAGGGCCUUUUUUAAGGAUUUUCCCGUGGGGGGGGGGCAUUUUUUGAAAAGGGACCUUUCUGUGAGAUAAUAUAUUAGAGGGGGAUAGCAAUGGCUGAAAGCCACGUGUGUGGCAAAUAUACCACGCAUGAAUGGGGGGUCUGGGGGUGUACUCCCCCAGAAAAUUUUUGAAAUUUGACUCCCGGAAAUAUCAUUUCCUGCAUUCUGAGCAUCCAAAUUUGCUCCAAAAUUUAUCCUAACUAUACUUGUAUUUGAAAUAAAUAAAGGAAGAAACACACAAAAAGUAAAAAAAAAUUAACCAUCAUUUAUCAUUACUUAUUAGAGGAGGAUAGCAAUGGUCAGGUGUGUGGGGGUGUACUCCCCCAGAAAAUUUUUGAAAUUUGAACCACAGAAAUGCCAUUUCCUGCAUUCUGAGCAUCCAAAUUUGCUCUAAAAUUUAUGCUAACUAUAGUUGUAUUUGAAAUAAAAGAUAGAAAAAUGCACAAAAAGUAAAAAAGAAUAUUAACUGUAAUUUAUUAUUACUUAUUAGAGGGAUAAUCCCAAGAAAAUUUUUGAAAUUUGAAACCGUGAAAUGCUAUUUUCUGCAUUCUGAGCAUCCAAAAUAUAAAAAAAAUAUUAACAAUAAUUUAUCAUGGCUUAGUGGUAAAAAAAGUAACAAUUUAAAUCGAUUUUGUUAAACAAGAACAAAGGAUAAAGCUUACAACUUACUUUCCGUUUAUCUAUUUGUUAAUCUUCGCUGGAUUGUUUGUAUAAUUUUAGGAAAAAGGGACUUUUCCUGGGGGGGGGCAAAAUGUGAUUUCGUGGGGGGCACAAGGGGGGACUGGGGGGCAAAUGCCCCCCCCCCAGCUUGUAUGUUAAAAAAGGCCCUGAUACCAGAUUUCAGUACACUUUUUAGCCACGGAGGUCUGUGGCUAAAAAGUAUAUCAAAUUUCACUAUACUUUUAGCCACGGCAUUUGUGGCUAAAAGUAUAUCAAAUUUCACUAUACUUUUAGCUACGGCGGCUGUGGCUAAAAGUAUAUCAAAUUUCACUAUACGUUUUAGUGUAGCUAAAACGUAUACCAGAUACACUUUUUAGCCACGGAGGUCUGCGACUAAAAAGUGUAUCAAAUUUUACAAUACUUUUAGCCACGGAGGUCUGUGGCUAAAAAGUAUACCAGAUUUCAGUACACUAUUUAGCCACAGAGGUCUGUGGAAAAAGUGUAUCAAAUUUCACUAUACUUUUAGCCACGGAGGUCUGUGGCUAAAAAGUAUACCAGAUUUCAGUACACUUUUUAGCCACAGAGGUCUGUGGCUAAAAAGUAUACCAGAUUUCAGUACACUUUUUCGCCACAGAGGUCUGUGGCUAAAAAGUGUAUCAAAUUUCACUAUACUUUUAGCCACGGAGGUCUGUGGCUAAAAAGUAUAUCAGAUUUCAGUACACUUUUUAGCCACGUGGCUAAAAAGUGUAUCAAAUUUCACAAUACUUUUAGCCACGGAGGUCUGUGGCUAAAAAGUAUACCAGACUUCAGUACACUAUUUAGCCACAGAGGUCUGUGGGAAAAGUGUAUCAAAUUUCACUAUACUUUUAGCCACGGCAUCUGUGGCCAAAAAGUAUUUCAGUAUACUUUUUAGCCAUGGAGGUCUGUGGUUAAAAAGUAUAUCAAAUUUCACUAUACUUUUAGCCACGGAAGUCUGUGGCUAAAAAGUAUACCAGAUUUCAGUACACUUUUUAGCCACAGAGGUCUGUGGCUAAAAAGUGUAUCAAAUUUCACUAUACUUUUAGCCACGGAGGUCUGUGGCUAAAAAGUAUACCAGAUUUCAGUACACUUUUUAGCCACAGAGGUCUGUGGAAAAAGUAUAUCAAAUUUCACUAUAAUUUUAGCCACGGAGGUCUGUGGCUAAAAAGUAUAGGCCUAAUACAGUAGACCUAAUGCGAAUUUAAGCAAUUUAAGGCGAGUUACACUCCAGAGUAGGCUUAAACUUAAACUAAACUAACUUUAUUUGUACUGGAUAGCUCUCUAUCAGUUCUCGAAGGUUUUUCCUAGAGAUUCAGUUACCAUUCUGCCACCAAUAUGACUAUACUAAUAUGGCUACUGCUUAUUUUAUGGUCAGAUAAUGAACACAAGAAGAAAAUCAUUGUGCCUGGAUGAAGCUAUGCAAGAUGGCGACCAGAAAGAGCCAUUUCGUACGCUCCGCGCAUUAGACCUUGCCUUAUGUUUAGGCGUGGGAGGUAAGAGAUCAACUUUCUACAUUUGUGGCUUUCUUACAGACUUGGAUUUAGAAAGCCGUUGGUUUAGUUUAGUUAAGUUUAGUUGAGCCGGUGAUAUAUGCAGUUGUUACAGGCUUGUUGCAAACUUGCAUAAUGCUGUACAUGUUCUUGAAUGUAGCUUUUCAUAAGGGAGUGUUCAUUACUUAUACCCAGGGUUGGUACCGAAGAGAAAUGGGUUGGAUAAGCCAUUUUUCUGGUGUAUGAAGGGUUGGGUAAAUAUUUUUUGAACAAGCCUAUGGUUGGGUAAACUAUUUUCAAUACAAACUUUCACUUGAACAAAAUAUGAAAAUCCUUUAUUUAAGAAAAUGGAUCAUUCCAGGAAAUAACAUGAAAUGAACUUGUGAAAUGAACUUGAAACAUAUGAAAUGAACUUGAAACAUAAUAUGAACUUGUGAAGGUACAAAUUAUUAUAUUUGACAUUCAGUUAGUGCACCAAAUAUGCACAGUAGCUACUGUUUAUACUGUAAUGGUCUAGCUUGUAUAAUAAUAUAUAUGUAUAUAUGUAAAAUACUUCUAUAAUUUUGAAAUUGGGUUGGGUAAAGUAAAAAUUUAAGUCAUGCAAUAGUUGGGUAGGGAAAAAAAUGGUUGAUCGAAAGGGUGGGUGGUUGUUUUUUUCUCUUUUCGAUUAGUUUCUCUUCGGUACCAACCCCGGAUAUAAAUAAUGAACACUCCCUAAAGUGAUCUGAUGUUGUAUACAGAACGCAUUGCUGAGUUAAGCAUGGUUCAAUCAUGCAGAGAUAGUACAUGUUUUUGAAAUGGGCUACCCCAUAAAGUGAUAUGAUGUAGUAGAGAAUAAGAUAUGGUUAGAUCAUGCAGAGGUAGUACAUUUUCUUGAAUGUGUGCUAUGAUAAAGUGACCUGACGUUGUAGCUGGAAUUAGAUAUAGUUCAAUCAUGCAGAGGGUAGUACAUGUCUUUGAAUGUGGAUUACCGUAAAGUGAUCUGAUGUUCUACAGAAUUAGGCAUGGUUCAACCAUGCAGAGGUAAAAUUAAAUUCCUGCGAGUAGAGUUAAGAUAAAGGCUGAACUCCGAUCACAAGGGGUGAAGGGGGCAUACACUAUCCUAUGUGCCACCAAUAUCCCUCUACAUUCCCUACAGACUUUCAACAAAUGGACGUAGAGGAAGAUGACGACGUCACGUCAGAUAGCGAGGAAGAACAGAACGACGAAGACGAGGGAAGUUUAAGGAAAAGACGUUUGACAGUCGUGAACGAACAAGCUGCCGUAGCACUGGUCUUGGGACCUGUUCAAGAAGAAACUUUGGAAGAAAAUGCACGAAGGAAAUCACAUUUCUAUGGCAAGGUAAUCAGAAAGCCGAGAAAAUCCAGCCUGUUUCAGUCCUCCGCGUUCAAGACACGACCACCGAAACCAAAGUAAGUUUAAAUAUAUAGCUUUUUGCGUUAGUAGUACAGUGAUUAAGUCUGGUUUUCAUAUGGUUGUAACUGUCGCGAACGUGUCGUGAAGUAUUUGUCGUGAAUGAUUUUUAUGCUUGUUUCAAUAUAGCUAGUGAGUUGUAACUAUCGUGACACUGUCGCAAGUGAGUUUCGUACCCAGGGAUUGUAUAAGCAGCUGGUGGCAGUUUUAAAAAGACAAACAUGGUCCUUCCAAAGGGGACCUUUGCCCCCCAACCUGAUUGUAGCAAAACUGUUGCCACGUUGUCGUUUUUCUGUUUCCAUUAAAACACAACCGUCACGGCACGUUUUUAGCCUGUCGCAACUGUCGUCGAGAUAGAACUCGAGCCUAUCUCGAUGACACUGUUGUAACUGUCGUGAACUGUUGCCAGCGUGUCGUAACACGGCUUUUCUUCAUGUUUCCAUUCGGUGGCGAACACCACUCUGACGACGUACAGUUUCAACAACUGACUACAGAGCAGCGAGUAUUUGUCGUAACACUGACUUAGGGGCCGAUUACAUGGAGAACUUUCAACCCCGGGGUUGAACUCAGCCCUGUUAACCGGGUUGAAAUCUUUUGCGAUUACAUGGACGAUUUCAACCCCGGGGUUGAAACGCUAUACUAUACGUUCUCGGCAUCGAUUCCCGGAAGUAAAAAAGCCUUUAUUUUGUUUUCUUGUAAUAAAUAAUCACUACCACGUAUGCUCGAAUAACUCAUGAUAAUUUCAGCCCUGGGUUGAAACGAUUACAUGACAAAAUUUUCAACCCAGGGCUGAGUUCAACCCCGGGGUUGAAAUUUCAACCCUGCUAGCUGAAGCAGGGUUGAAAUUUCAACCCCGCGGUUGAACUCAGCCCUGGGUUGAACAUUUUGUCAUGUAAUCGCGCGUUUGAUUUUGAUAGAGUUUUGUAUUACAGACAGGGCUGAAAUUUCAACCCGAUAAACAGGGCUGAGUUCAACCCCGGGGUUGAAAAUGCUCCAUGUAAUCGGCCCCUUAUAUGUUAACGCAAAGUGUAACCGAAGUGUUAAACUAUUUGGACGAAGGGAAAUUAUAAAUACUUCCGCCGUUAACGUUCAUUUACAAUUAAAUUAAAUUCCCAAAGGUAUAAUAACGCACAAGAUUGAUUUCUAAAGGGGGACUUUUUUUGGAUACCUUAUAAUACAUUUAUACCUUUUUUUCUGUGUUAGUGCAAUGUACUCAGGUGAAUAUGAUGCUUGUGAUGUUACUCUGAGCUAGUAUUCCAAAGGUCGUAGGUUCGAUUUCCACCGUGGCCAGGCAUAUUUUUCAAGCUUGCCCGGUGUGGAUAUACAUCCAGAGUAACAUCACAAGCAUCACAUUUACUUUUAUACCUUCCAAUCAUGUUAACAUAAUAAACAAAUUAUUAUUGCCAUUAUUUUAAUAUAUUGAUGUUACUAGGAAAUUUACAGACAUUCUAUCUGAUACGGUACAAUUAUUAUGGUUAAAACGAUUCCUGAGUGAUCAUGGUGGCAUUACACCUCUCAAAUUUUGGCAAGACGUGGAACGCAUGAAAACGCAGAGUAAAGAUAGUCGAGCCAGACAGACGAAAGCAAGAGUGAUUGUUAAGCAAUAUUUUGCAAAUACUGACGAUCCAAGUAAGAAUUUUGUUUAUUGAUUGUUUAUUGACUAGUUUCUCACUCAGCUUUACAGUCAACUCGGCCCACUAACCAACUCGGCCCACUGUUCAAGAGCCAACUCCACCUGCUUGUAAACUGACUAACCUAACCGCUAAACAAGCUAGGAGCCAUGACUGGGUUCUAUCUUUGCAAAUGUUGAGAGAGAUUUGAAUGGUCAGUAAUUUAGUAUCAAAAUGGACAGAUCGAGAAUUUGAAACUUGGAUAGAUUCUUUAAUUAAAUUAAGUCAAACUGGAUGUUGUCAAACUUUACUCAUCUGUACGCCUAAUGCAACUGCAAAUGGCUGUAUAGGUUUGGUGCUAUCUUUUGUGAAAUAUUAGCUUUCCUAAUAUGUCAAACAGUAGUUAACAAUUGGGCCAACAUGCAUGGUAUGGGCCGAGUUGGUCAGUGGGCCGAGUUGACCAGCUUCCCUCACUCAUUGGUGAGCGGAUUUGGUGAGAGGAAAACAUCAGGCAUGAUUUGUUCGGCCCAGAACCAUUUCCAGUAUAUAGAUCGCGCUAUUUGCACUACACACGUAAAAACGCACAAGUUGUUACAGGCCUGCAAACAAGUUGUUACAAAUCUGUUCACAAACUGUCGACAAAUUGUGUUCGCACUGCUUGUUCCCAGUUGUUGUAACUCAUCACAAGCUUGAUGACAUAUUGACAUUAUCAGACGUGACAAGGUUGUUCUAACAAGUCUGAUUUUAUUUUUAAAUUGUUGUUAGGUAAACAUCUUCAGUGUAGAGCAGAAAUUAUCAGGGAGAUACCACGCAUUGAACACGUGACGCCAGCCAUGUUGGUGUCCGCUCAAGCUUGUGUUAUUCGUAGUUUAGAAGAACUAUGGUAGGUUGAAGAAACAGGGCAGGAAUCAAUACUCAGGGUUGGAAACUCAGGAAAAGGAGAGCUCUGCGAGACACGGAAUAAGAAUGGAAGACAACGGGGGGGGAGAAAGAUAAAAAUAAAGGAAGAACCUGCCAACGCUCUUCCGGAAAUCAAACGUCGUGGGUUUUCUUCGGAAGCUCCGGUUUCCUCCGAUCCCACUUGGAAAGUUGACAGGGUAGGAUAGCAUAAACAUGAUUAGGAAAGUAAUAUCACAAGUUGUAAUGCAUGUAAGUAAGAAUAAUAUAUGAUGUACGUAAUCGGUCAGUGAAAAGCCACAAUGGGGACUGAACUGAAAAAAAUGUACGGUGUGGUUGCUAAACUGAUGAGAAAUUUUUUUUGAAGGUUCAACAGGUAUCUUGCAACAUUCCCAGAGGAUGCUAGGGAGGAAGAUGUAGAGAGAUACGCGGCAAGAAACACUCUGUUGGGACUCACCAAAAUGGCGUCUUGUGGGAAAACGGUAAUUGUGUAUUAAUCUAUAGAUUGUGAUGCAGACGUGGGGGUUCUUAUAUUGCCAGUAGGUUUUAGUCAGUGAGCUCUGUAUAUAUAUAUAUAUCUGGAGCGAGAACUUCAGUCAUUCGGCCUAUGAGAAAAGUGAAGCCAUUAAGAUGGCGGAAUUGACGUCAAAAAUCUAUGAAGGUCGCAAAACGUAACGGUUUUCAAACCAUUUUUUACAGCUAAUUCCAGAUCGCUAAACAAGUUUUCCUUCCAUAGUUCUCACUGCAAUACGAACUGAGCGAAAUGAUAUAAUUAUCCAGUAUAUAUGGAGCUCACAGUUUUUGCUAAGCGAUUCAGGGCAGCAGAUGGUGCUCAACUUAAAUGUUGAUUUGUGGUGUAUGUACUCCGGUGAGUACUGAGCCAUCACACCCAUAGGCGUACCGGGCGGGGGGGGGGGCAUGUCGCCAGAAUAAAUUCCGGAAAAAUUUUUUUUGGUACUUGUCGGGCAAAAUCCGGAAAGUCGGGCCAAUUUCGUUCCGCCCCCCUAAAUUUUUCCUUCCGGUACGCCCAUGAUCACACCGGGCAAGAUGAAAAGCAUGCUUCAUUGCGGUGGAAAUCGAACCAGCAACUUUUGUUUUGCUAGUCCAAUGCCAACCAACUGAGCUAUGAGGUCAAGCCGUCGACCUGAUUUGAACUCGUAGCUCAGUUCGGUACAGCAUUAGACUCGCAAACCAAAGGUUGUUGGUGUUCGAUUUCCACCGCGGUAAAGCAAACUUUUAGCUUUCCCGGUGUGGACACACUCAGAGUAAAAUUUGAACAACUUUCUAACUCAACCGGUUGACUGCCAUCUGCUAGACAAGUGUCAUCUGCUAGACAAUACAGCUGAGUAAAACUCACAAAGAAAAAUAUUCUUCCAAUCUAGCGUGGUCUCUGGGCGCUGUUUGGUCACAGUAUGAUGACGUUCAUUCGUGGUGUAACGAAGAAAGAAAGUUGUGUGGGCUUUACUGAAUUUCUUGUAAACGAAUGUAAACUUCCUCCUGAGGGUAAGUUGUAUCAGCACCCUCCCUUUGACAAGUAGAAUGGUAUUGUCCAGUAAUAAUACUGCACAAUUAAGGCUGGUCCUUUUGGACCUCUAGGGGGGGGGGGGUGGCAAGGGGGGAGUUUAGAACUGAUUAGUAUUCUAUAUAUCCAGGACGCAAGAACGCUAACCAAGGAAAUAAAAGAAUAAUCAACAACCGCGUCAUCUCUGCUGAUCAUUUAGUCAACGAUUUGAAAUUUUGGUUGGAAGUUCAACGGUAAUUAUCUUGAAUGACGGUUGUUUGUUUUGCUUUGCUUUUGGUUGUUUAUACGUUUGUCAGACAAAUUGCCUGCUUAAUUUUUUUCAACAGGUUCAAAUCAAUUGCAGACGGAGCCUUGGCAUGUGCCCUGGCUGGGAACUAUACAGUCGAUGAUGAGAAAUUGAUCCGGUUCAAAGCGCGGACUAUAUUGGAUUGCUACCUGGAGUCUGCACUUCCGCCAAGGAUCCAGGUUGGUACGGAACACGCAUAGCGAAGGCUUUUAUUCCAGGGCUCAUACAAGUGGGUUUCAUCAAGUGCAACCAUGCCCGCUAAAGCCCCGUAUAGACGAGCAAGUUUUCUUUACCAAGUUUUAUUUGCUUGUGUGUACGGCAAAAAUCGACAAUUUUUCCUUGCCAAAGAGCCUUGUUCCAAAGCCAGUCUGGCUUUGUCAUGCUGAGUUUUGGACAAGGAAAACUUCGGUUCGCAUGUACGACCGCCAAGGAAAAUUUGAUGAGUGCACAGGAAACACCUCUAUGGUUUUGGCAAACAAAAGGCGGUCUUGAUGUAAGAUAAAUUUUUACAACAUUCGGUUUUACAACAUUCUGUGUGCACACAAGCGACAAAGCUUGUCAAGGGUCAGGGAAACUUGUCAAGGAAUUCGAAAACGUGAUGAUCAUACAUACGAGAAAGUAAAUUUAUCAAGGAAAACUUGUGAAGGAAACUUGUCUCGUCUGUGCGGGGCAAAACGCUUACUGAAAUCCACCACUUGUAUUGGUUUUACUCCAGGUAGUAUCAUUGAGUUCAGUGUCUUUGCGUAUUUCACAGGUCAACAUACCUGUUGAGAUGGCUGAGUCUAUUGGUCAUGAGUUCACUGCGGGUAUUAUUGAUCGUGGUAUGUUCCACGAUGCCGAGAUCUAUGUGUUCUGCACACUCAUUAAUUACUGGAAAAAGUAAGUUGACCGAUGUGCACUAGUGUUAAGCCCCGUUUACACGAGCAAAUUUUAUUUGACAAAUUUCAUAUGUCAGAGAUAUUUUGCUCGUGUAGAUGAUAAAUUUGUGACAAAUUUAUUGUGACAAAUGCAUUUGAACAACAAAUGCUUUUGAUGAAAUGAAAUUUGUCAAAUAAAAUUUGCUCGUGUAAACGGGGCUUUAUUGGUUCUGCGUCUAAUUUCCUAUACGCACAUGGGGUUAGUGUGCGCAUGCUGCCUCUUAUCGGUAAGGCUCUUAUCGGUAAGGCAGCAGUAGCAGUGGCUAGAAAAUAUGCCGUUUACGGUAAACUUUAUUUUAUAGCAUAGGCACAGUUUUGUAACAUUCAAAAUUUCAAACUAUUCAAUAGGCAAUUCCAGCUGCUUUUAGUUUAUGCCUGCAGGGGAUGAUUGGAAGUAAGGUAUCAUAUUGCUGAUUAUGCUGAAAAAUUUCAAUAAAAACUACCGAAGCAACCGAAAUAUUUCAAUAUUUACAAGUGUAAGCUAUCACUCCGUGUUUACACGGCCACAAUUUUUAUUUUUUCAGCAUAAUCAGCAAUGUGAUACCUUACUUCCCAUCGUCCCCUGCACGCAUAAACUAAAAGCUGGAAUUGCCUAUUAGAGGCACUAAUUCAGUUUUCUCUGUCAGGCAGAGCAAAUCAAGCAUUUGCCAAUUUCAGUCCUUUUCAUUCAGUUUUCAUCCAAAUUGAACCAAAAUUUAAUCCAUUUGUCCUUGGUUUAUUAAUAUUGGCCCUACUGACUUUAGCAUUAAUACGUUUGAUAGUUUUUGAAUCAUCGUGUUGACACACACACACACACACACACACAAAUUUACCUCGCCAUUGUGCAAAUGAUCCCCCUUUCGGCUAUUUUUCGUUUUUUGAUUGUUUUGAUAUGUUUAGAUUUUUGGCGAAGGAUACGAGAUUCGACGUCGUAACUGGUAAAGAAUGUGACAAAAAGGAAAAGAGGAGGCAAAGAGCAAAAAGCGAGAAGGAAAUUCAAUAUUUGGAUGGCGUGCCUUAUAAAAGAGUCGCAAUCGGCCCAGGUGAGAAUUUGAGAAGUUAUAAUGUCACGUUCAAUGUAUUACUUUAA